This is a messenger RNA of Papaver somniferum (opium poppy), 318 nucleotides long. RefSeq names its product cytochrome P450 71B10-like. NCBI's taxonomy places the organism in Eukaryota, Viridiplantae, Streptophyta, Magnoliopsida, Ranunculales, Papaveraceae. The record is from RefSeq and is a predicted model, not a curated record. The transcript has a single exon. Gene Ontology annotation, molecular function: monooxygenase activity; iron ion binding; heme binding. Bases 1 to 318 code for a protein of 105 amino acids.
AUGGGAAGAAAUCCAGAGUAUUGGCAAAAUCCAGAAGAAUUCUUACCAGAGAGGUUUAAGGACAGCUCCAUUGAUUUUGGUGGAGAUCAAAGUUUUGAAUACACGCCUUUUGGAGGAGGUCGAAGGGUUUGUCCUGCAAUUAAUAUGUCAAUUGUGUUAGUAGAGUUUGUCCUUGCCAAUGUAUUGUGUACUUUCAAUUGGGAAUUGCCAGAAGGAUUGACGAGGGAAGACUUGAACAAGGAGGAGUUUGCAGGCUUAAGGAGUAGAUAUCCACUUGAGCUUGUGCCCAUCAAGCAUGUGGUUAGGAAAUCUAAUUAA